Penicillium hordei is the source of this 231-nucleotide messenger RNA. RefSeq lists its product as uncharacterized. Lineage: Eukaryota; Fungi; Ascomycota; Eurotiomycetes; Eurotiales; Aspergillaceae. Bases 1 to 231 code for a protein of 76 amino acids. The record is from RefSeq and is a predicted model, not a curated record. The transcript has 2 exons.
AUGGCUACAAGCCAUCAUGGAACCGUGGCACUCUCCACAACAAAUUGUCUUCAAGGGAUCGAAACAUCCUGCGCCGGCGAUGGAGAUCGCCCCGGUGACGUCGAGCCGACAACACCUAUCUGUUCGCAGUCAAUUGGCGGCAUUUUAAGCAACCGGGAUACCAUUCCAGAGCUCCUGGGGAAUUCUUCUUGUCAUAUGAGAGCAUACUUUCAUAUUACCCCCAUCGAGUAA